UUUUUUCCUUUUCUCUCUUCCACCCCGCUAUAAGUGUACAGCUUCCGCCUCCUCCCCAAUGCGUCAAACACUUGACCUGCACUUGCUCGGAGCGGUGGCGUCCCAAUCCAAUCCAUUCCCAAUGCGACUUCUCAGGAGGAUCCCGCUGCUCUUGGACGAGUCCGAAUGGGAUUAAGGCCAUCGGGGUGUUUCGUCUAGUGCAUUGGUGGCUGGAUGUUUUGCUUGCUGAGGAAGCGAGGUUGAGCUGGGAGGGAGGGCUCUGGUGUGGUGUUGACGAAGAGUGUUUUAUUGUAGGUUGACAGGAUCAUGACAUGCAACUGGAAAAUGCUUGAUUAUGUUUGAUAGUACGAGGAUUGUCCGAGUUUCUGAGAUUAUUGCCUUCAAUGGAGGUUGAAGCUGCUUGUGGUGAUGGAGUAGUCAGUUCAAGCAAUGAGAUGCAGGAAUUGUGGCCACUAGGUGAAGUAGACCAAAAGGGAACCAGGUUCCCUUGUUGCAUUGUUUGGACACCUCUGCCAGUGGUUUCUUGGCUGGCUCCCUACAUAGGUCAUGUCGGGAUUGCCCGGGAGGAUGGAACUGUCAUGGACUUUGCAGGUUCAAAUUUUGUGAGUGUAGAUGACCUUGCAUAUGGUUCUGCUGCGAGGUACCUCCAGCUCGACAGGAGAAAGUGCUGCUUCCCUGCCAACCUCGCGGCGCAUGUGUGCGCGAGGUCCUACGAGCACUCGGAGGCCGGGACGGCGAUCUCGUGGGACGACGCGCUGCAGUCCGGCGCGAGGCGGUUCGAGCACAAGUGCUACAACCUCUUCACCUGCAACAGCCACUCCUUCGUGGCGAGCUGCCUGAACCGCCUCGCCUACGGCGGCUCCGUCGGCUGGAACGUCCUCAACCUGGCCGCCCUCGUGUGGCUGCGCGGCCGGUGGCUGGGCAAGAUGGCCGUCGUCCGGUCGCUCCUCCCCUUCGCCGCCGUGGCCUGCGUCGGCGUCCUCAUGGCCGGCUGGUCCUUCCUCAUCAGCAUGGCGGCAUUCUCCUCCCUCCUCCUCGGCUGGUUCGUCCUCGGCGUCUACUGCUUCAAGGGCUUGGUCUGCUGAUCGAUCUGAAGGCCAUUUUGUUGAAAUUCGACCAGAAUAUGCAUCUUUUUUCAGUUACGCAACGCGCACUUUCAGUAAAUUAUAGACAGUUUUUACAGUGAAAUCAGAGAGUUGUACACUUGUAGUCAUCUUUGAAGUUUCAUGGAACUAUAAUCUCAUGGAUGAUGAUGAAGGAGAACCGAUGAAAAGACCAUUUCUACUGUACUGUUCACGAGUGAUCGCAUCACGUUUUCCGUCGGUGACUUGAGCCGUGGUAUCAAAGAAAAGCAUUCAAGCUUGCUCA
This is a messenger RNA of Oryza sativa Japonica Group (Japanese rice), 1368 nucleotides long. Its product is annotated as protein REVERSION-TO-ETHYLENE SENSITIVITY1. Gene Ontology annotation, biological process: response to ethylene; regulation of ethylene-activated signaling pathway. NCBI's taxonomy places the organism in Eukaryota, Viridiplantae, Streptophyta, Magnoliopsida, Poales, Poaceae. The record is from RefSeq and is a predicted model, not a curated record. Gene Ontology annotation, cellular component: Golgi apparatus; endoplasmic reticulum.